AGGAAGGCCUCCCUGCCGCCGGGAGCUCUGGCUGACCAAGUCCAGGGGACAGAGACGUUUGAUUCAGAUCCUUUGAACCAGCUGGACAUCUGUGGGACACCAUCAGAUACAGGGAGUUUUCUUCCCAGCCUCCCUGCAUUAACUUGGGGACAAUGUGGGGCUGGACACUGUGGAUGCUCCCUCUACUCUGCAAAUUUGGCCUGGCAGCAUUUCAGUGCAUCGAGGCCAUGCAGACCUGCUUCACUCAGGACCAGCUGGUGGUGGAGUGGCAAAGCUCUGCUCUGGAGGUGGAUACAUGGAUGAUUGAGUGGGUCCCAGAUUUGGACUCAGAGUCCUCGACCAUUUCCUGGGAAUCUGUGUUUCAGACCAGGAACUGGACAAUCCAGCAGGAUGAACUAAAACCUUUCCAGUGCUGUAACAUCUCUGUGUAUCCAAUGUUGCAAGACCGAGUGGGUGAGCCAUAUUCUAUCCAGGCUUAUGGCAAAGAAGGUGGUCCAUCAGCAGGUCCCAUGACAAAGGCGGAGAACAUUGGUGUGGAGACAGUCACAAUUACAUGGAAGGAUCCCAAGAGUCAGAGGAACGGUUUCAUCAACAACUGUACCAUAUUUUACCAAGCUGAAGAUGGAAAGGAAUUCUCCAAGACAGUCAACUCCAGCAUCUUGCAGUAUAGCCUGGAGUCCCUGACACGAAAGACCUCUUACACUGUUCAGGUCAUGGCCAUCACCAGUGCUGGGGGAACUAGUGGCACCAGGAUAAACUUCAAGACAUUGUCAAUUAGUGUCUUUGAGAUUUUUGUUAUAACUUCUCUGGUUGGAGGUGCCCUUCUUAUUCUCAUCAUCCUGACGGUGGCAUAUGAUCUCAAAAAAAGUGACAAAUGAAAGCACCUAUGUUGGCCCAGUGUCCCCAACCCUGCUGAAAGCAGUAUAGCCACGUGGCGUGGAGAUGAUUUAAAGGAUAAGCUAAAUCUGAAGGAGUUUGAUGACUCUGUGAACACAGAAGAAGAUGGGAUUCUAAAACCAUGUUCUGCCCCCAGUGACCUUAUUGACAGGUUGGUGGUAAAUUUUGAGAAUUUUCUGGAAGUGGUUUCCACAGAGGAACCUGAAAAGGGUCAGGAAAAUAUCUUGGGAGGGGAAAAGAAUGAGUACAUGACCUCCCCAUAUGGGACUUAUUGUCCCGCAGUUUCAGUCGAGAUUCCACCGAGAGAAUCGCAACACCUAUGUUCUGGAACACCAGAGGGGAUCUGCUCAGAAGCCAAAGAGCAUCCUCUCCCUCCUACCCAAGGUUUAGGGCCAGACCAUCUCUGUGGGGAAGGAGCACCAAACCCAUACUUGAAAAAUUCAGUGACAACCAGAGAAUUUCUCAUGUCUGAAAAACUUCUAGACCAAACCCAAAGAGAAGUCUAAAUGCCGCCACGGCUUGAAUCCCCCUACGUCUCAGUGUGCAUGACUCACAGAGAGAAGACAUGGCUACAAGAGCUUCCUUGGCAUCUCCCCAUCCCGCUUGUGUUAGAGAAAGUUUCGCACACCCCCGAGUGACUCGUUGAGCUUGGUUGGCCCAGACGUGUAGCUUGCUUGAGAAGAAAGGAUGGUGGACUUCCCUGGUGGUGCAGUGGUUAGGAAUCCGCCUGCCAAUGCAGAGGACACGGGUUCGAGCCCUGGUCUGGGAGGAUCCCACAUGCCGUGGAGUAACUAAGUCUGUGCGCCACAACUACUGAGCCCACGUGCCACAACUACUGAAGUCCACAUGCCUAGAGCCCGUGCUCUGCAACAAGAGAAGCCACCGCAAUGAGAAGCCUGCGCACUGCAACGAAGAGUAGCCCCCGCUCUCCGCCCGUGCACAGCAAUGAAGACCCAACGCAGCCAAACAUAAAUAAAUAAAUUAAUUAAUUAAAACUAAAGAUUUAAGGGCUUCCCUGGUGGCACAGUGGUUGAGAGUCCGCCUGCCGAUGCAGGGGACACGGGUUCGUGCCCCGGUCCAGGGAGAUCCCACAUGCCGCGGAGCGGCUGGGUCCGUGAGCCAUGGCCGCUGAACCUGCGCGUCCGGAGCCUGUGCUCCGCAACGGGAGAGGCCACAACAGUGAG
This is a messenger RNA of Globicephala melas (long-finned pilot whale), 2081 nucleotides long. RefSeq names its product interleukin 31 receptor A (gene IL31RA). Gene Ontology annotation, biological process: cytokine-mediated signaling pathway. The record is from RefSeq and is a predicted model, not a curated record. Gene Ontology annotation, molecular function: cytokine binding; cytokine receptor activity. Gene Ontology annotation, cellular component: signaling receptor complex; external side of plasma membrane. Lineage: Eukaryota; Metazoa; Chordata; Mammalia; Artiodactyla; Delphinidae.